AUCUCUUGCAGCCCUCCUGCUGCCCUCUGGGCACAGUAGUAUAUAAGCGUACCCUGCAGAUGCAGCAUCUGAUGGCCUAGUACCUGCCAUCGUUGGGUCGUCGGUCGAUCGAGCAGCAGCAUCGUGGCAGAGAUGGCGAGGUACAAAGGCGUCAGGCAGCGCCACUGGGGCUCCUGGGUCUCCGAGAUCCGCCACCCUCUCCUGAAGACGAGGAUAUGGCUGGGGACGUACGAGACGGCGGAGGACGCGGCGAGGGCGUACGACGAGGCGGCGAGGCUCAUGGGCGGCCCCGCGGCGCGCACCAACUUCCCUCUCACCCACGACGGCGGCUGCCUCUCCCCGACCCUGCGCGCGAGGCUGGAGAAAUGCUGCACCACGGGCUCCUCCUCCUCGUCGUCGUCCCUGCAGGCUGCAGCCGCAGCGGCAGGAGGAGGACACGCCGGCGGCGAGGCUGAUCAGGCGACAGGCGACGGCGACGAGCACAUCGAGGAGAUGAUCCGGGAGCUCACGUUCUACGGCUCCAUAGAGAUCGUCGUCGACCAGCCCUCUGCUUAGCUUACUGUACGUGCCAAUCUCGUUAGGCACAUUGCAUUGGCCAUUAGUAGGCUUUACGUACGUCGAUGGAAGAAAGGAUAUAUUUGCAAGAUCGUAAUCGAUCCCUCGCUGUGGAUCGCGAGAUGCGUAUGCAACAGCAGGAAGGGGACCAAAAAUCUUUUAGGAUAAGGCCUCCAGAUUUGGUUUCAUGAUGUGAAGUUGGGGGUUGAGGGCUAGCUCUCUCGUCAUGUAGCUUCUUUCUUGCUACUAUGGUGUGACGAUCUGA
This is a messenger RNA of Oryza brachyantha (malo sina), 820 nucleotides long. Its product is annotated as ethylene-responsive transcription factor ERF003-like. The record is from RefSeq and is a predicted model, not a curated record. The transcript has 2 exons. Gene Ontology annotation, molecular function: DNA-binding transcription factor activity; DNA binding. Gene Ontology annotation, biological process: regulation of DNA-templated transcription. Lineage: Eukaryota; Viridiplantae; Streptophyta; Magnoliopsida; Poales; Poaceae. The coding region runs from base 133 to 555 and encodes 140 amino acids.